Microthlaspi erraticum is the source of this 570-nucleotide messenger RNA. The record is from the annotation of a GenBank genome assembly. NCBI's taxonomy places the organism in Eukaryota, Viridiplantae, Streptophyta, Magnoliopsida, Brassicales, Brassicaceae.
AUGGCAUCCACAUGCGCCGCCCCUUCCGUUCUCAUCCUCGCACUGGUGGUGGUUGUGGCCACUGCCGAAUACUACGUGCCACCACAACCUGACGUUCCCAAACCGGUGACUAAACCACCUACCUCCUCCACAUCACCGGUUCAGACUCCAUGCGUGCCAAAACCAAACCCUGACAUAGCCAUCCAAGGUUUCAUCUUCUGCAAAUCUGGCUACGAAACCUACCCUAUCCAAGGGGCCAAGGUUAAGGUUGUGUGUCCAAUCGUGGACUCAUACGGAAAGCUAAUCGCUAAGAUUACACUCUCAAGCUACCCAACGGACUUGAAGGGAUACUUCUAUUUCAUCACGUACGGACUCUCCCAUAAACUGAAGAACAUCAAUGGCUGCAAUGUGAAGCUGGAGAGCUCUCCGGUUUCUUCUUGUAAAACUCCGACCAAUGUAAAUAAAGGAUUCACCGGAGCUCCACUCUCUACCGACAAAUCAAAGUUUCUUAGCGACGACAACUUGAACCUCUACACCUUUGAACCUUUCUAUUUCUCUAGCCCCGUGGCUCCCAAACGGCCGGUUCACUAG